Molecule: messenger RNA, 2072 nt
Organism: Chanos chanos (milkfish)
Lineage: Eukaryota; Metazoa; Chordata; Actinopteri; Gonorynchiformes; Chanidae
Gene: zbtb45
Product: zinc finger and BTB domain containing 45
Exons: 6
Coding region: 135-2072 (645 amino acids)
Biological process (GO): regulation of transcription by RNA polymerase II
Molecular function (GO): protein binding; RNA polymerase II cis-regulatory region sequence-specific DNA binding; DNA-binding transcription factor activity, RNA polymerase II-specific
Source: RefSeq, a predicted model, not a curated record
UCUUUGUCAGUUAACUAUGAUCUCUGAGUUGCUGCCAGCGCCUCACGUGUUAGUUAGUCUUCUUGUUCUGCUAAGCAUUUGAAAAAAGGCAGUAUCAGAGUCAUCUGGUUUUUCAUACUGAACAUUUUUGGAUCAUGUCGUCCGGGUCUGAGACUGUUCAUUACAUACACCUCCACAACGCUAGUCAGUCUGUCCUGGAGGCUCUGCGUUCCCAAAGGCGGAAAGGCCUGUUUUGUGACGUCACCGUUCGGAUUCAUGACUCAUCUCUGCGAGCUCACGCGUGUGUCUUGGCAGCUGGAAGCCCCUUCUUUCAGGACAAACUCCUCCUGGGUCAUUCUGAGAUUUCUGUGCCGCCGCUGGUUCCCGCGGAAACAGUGAGACAGCUGGUGGAUUUUAUGUACAGCGGUUCCCUGGUGGUCGUUCACUCUCAGGCGCUCUGCAUCCUGACAGCGGCCAGCAUUCUCCAGAUUAAGACAGUCAUUGAUGAAUGCACUCAGAUUAUCUCCCAGAAGAGAGUGGGCAGCGGUGCUGUAGGAGUUCCCACUGGCAGUGGGCUGCCAGUAGGGGGAGUUCUUCCCAAACAGGAGGAGAGGGCCGGCAGUAAGGGCAGGGACAGCAGCAGUACUGGAAGCUCUGGAAGCACUGGUCCAGUCAGCCUGCAGGGACUGGGGAACUUCAGUAUGGGGAGCUGUAGCUCUGCAGGGAUGGGAACAGGUUUGGGUGAGGGUGGGGUGGGAGGAGACCCUGGCAGUAUGGACGCAGCAGCAGGGGUGGGCCUUAUGCCAUUAGGGGAUGGUGGCCCUGGGCCAGUUUGUCGGCCAGAUGGGUUUGGAGCUCCUGGAGGAAGUGCAGGGAUGUUAAAAGCAGGGCCAUGCAGUCAGGACCUGAGUUUUAUUCUUGGGCAGCCGACAGACCGGACCACCAACACCAGCGGCAUGGAUGUGGGGCCUGGGCAGCACCGAGGCUGUGUGUCUGUUGGGCCUGUGCCAGGCAACGCUGCCAGGGACGGGCUCCGGGGUAGCUCGGUGGAGUAUGGUACAGUAGGGGACGAGCUGGCAGUGGGUAUAGACAGAUACAAUGAAGAGGAGGAGAUGGAAGGAUCAGACAGAGGGAGGGAUGGAGACCGAGAAAGAGGAGCUGGGCACAGCCGCAAGCAGAGACAACCUCUCAGAUUACAGGUUGUUGGUGAGGAAGAGGUAGUUAUAAAACACGAGGGUACACAGGACAGUACUGCAGCCCUGUUCGAUUUGGAGGCGGGAAGAGGAGAUGGAGGCCACGGCUCCGCCCAUGAAGCAGCCACAGUGUUCGGACAGGGCGGGUUUUAUGAUGAACCUGGUGUGUUUCCUGCGAGUUUCUGGCCUCAGACUGAUGCUUCGCAAUCACUAGUGUCGAACCCGCGUGGAAGAGUGCCCAAACCCCCCUCCCCGCCCCCCUCAUCACAGGCUGUCAGCAACCAGCUUCUCUUUCAGUACCCUGUGAGUGAAGCCCCGCCCACUUCUUCCUACUAUGCGGGGGGGCCUAUGCUGAUGGACAGCAUGGCAGAGACCUGUCAGCAAGCCCCGCCCCCUACACCUCUGACCCCUGCCCCGCCUCCAGCCACCCCAUCAUGCGUUGCAGGUCCGAGUUUUCCAGCACAGAGUUCAGAGACAUCAUUUGACUGCAGUCACUGUGGGAAGUCAUUGCGGUCCCGAAAAAACUACAGUAAACACAUGUUUAUCCACUCUGGUCAGAAACCUCAUCAGUGUAGCAUCUGCUGGCGCUCCUUCUCUCUGCGGGAUUACCUGCUGAAGCACAUGGUUGUUCAUACAGGUGUGCGAGCGUUCCAGUGCUCCGUCUGCAGUAAACGCUUCACCCAGAAGAGCAGCCUGAACGUGCACAUGCGCACACACCGCGUGGAGCGCACCUUCUCCUGUCCCGUCUGCCACCGCGCCUUCACCCACCGCACUCUACUGGAGAGACACGUGCUCCAGCACGACCACGGACCCCCGCUGAAACCCAACCCGCACUCGCUGGAGUCCGCUAACAACAACAACAACAACAACAAUGCAAACCCGCAGCCGCCUACACACUGA